UCAAGAAACCUCUUCUCAAACCUUUCUUUCACUCCUCCUUCUCACUCACCGGCGUUAACUAACGGAGACGUUAAUUCUAACGGACGAGUUUCUAUAUAAAUCGGCAAGAUGUCACGAUUCGUAGACAAACUCCCGUUUUUUGAUCGCCGAUCACCGAUGGACGACGCCGAGGAAAUCGCCCGUGAUGGUCUCCUCGUCCACCACCACCACCGUCCUCCUCGCCCCAUCCACAACCCCACUCUCGGCGAGCUUCUCAAACACGUCGGCGACGCCGGUGCCGGCCCUGACGAGUCUCCUCCUCACUUCGACGUCGAGCUCGGCGGCAACCUCUCCGGCCGUCCACCACCUUUUACUCUCACCUUCACUGAUCUCUCCUACAGCGUCAAAGUCCGGAAACCCUUCUGGUCUUUGACUUUUCGCCGGAAAAACCGGCUCGCCACUGACGUCGCCGGAGAAGCUCAGCUUAAUCUCAACUCCGGCAGAACAAAAACUCUUCUUGAUUCCAUCUCCGGCGAGGCUAAAGAAGGUGAGAUACUCGCCGUUCUCGGCGCUAGUGGCUCCGGUAAGUCGACCCUCAUCGACGCUCUCGCCAACCGUAUCUCCCGUGAAAGCUUGAAAGGCAGUGUAACUCUCAACGGAGAACCACUCGACGGUCGUCUUCUCAAAGUCAUCUCCGCUUACGUCAUGCAAGAUGACCUUCUUUACCCCAUGCUCACCGUCGAAGAAACCCUAAUGUUCGCCGCUGAGUUCCGUCUCCCUCGUUCCCUCUCUUCUUCCAAGAAGAAAUCCAGAGUUCAAGCACUCAUUGACCAGCUCGGCUUACGUCGAGCCGCCAAAACUAUCAUCGGAGAUGAAGGUCAUCGUGGAGUCAGUGGUGGUGAACGCCGCCGUGUCUCCAUCGGCAUGGACAUCGUCCAUGACCCUAUAAUUCUCUUCCUCGAUGAACCAACCUCCGGGCUUGACUCCACGUCGGCUUUCAUGGUUGUCAAAGUGCUUCAACGUAUAGCUCAGUCUGGUAGUAUAGUUAUCAUGUCUGUUCAUCAACCGAGUUACCGAAUUCUUGGUUUGCUCGACCGUUUGCUCUUCUUGUCUCGUGGUCAGACUGUUUACAGUGGUUCACCGGACGGACUACCUCUCUUCUUCUCCGAGUUUGGUAGACCGAUCCCCGAGAACGAGAACCGGACUGAGUUCGCUCUUGAUUUGAUUCGAGAACUCGAGAGCUCCAACGCCGGCACUAAACCUCUCGUCGACUUUAACAACUCCUGGCAAAACAUGAAGAUUCAAGGCACUAACACUGUAGCCAAGAACCCAAACCCAAACGGUUAUUCACUAAAAGAUGCCAUCAGUGCAAGCAUCUCAAGAGGCAAGUUAUUCUCCGGCGCCACUGACAACUCCGGCGCCGGCACCACCAUGCAAACAUUCGCCAACCCAGCAUGGGUUGAGAUCGGAGUGCUAACCAAACGCUCAGCUAAGAACAGCCGUCGCAUGCCGGAGCUAUUCGGGAUGCGUCUCGGUGCUGUUCUUGUCACCGGCUUCAUCCUCGCCACCAUCUUCUGGCAACUCGAUAACUCACCGAAAGGCGUUCAAGAACGUCUCGGCUUCUUCGCCAUUGGAAUGUCCACCAUGUUCUACACCUGCGCUGAUGCUCUCCCUGUCUUCCUCCAAGAACGCUACAUCUUCAUGAGAGAAACAGCCUACAAUGCUUACCGCCGUUCAUCCUACGUCCUCUCCAACGCCAUCGUUGGCGUCCCAUCUCUCCUUCUCCUCUCCAUUGCCUUCGCUGCCACAACCUUCUUUGCCGUUGGCCUCGCCGGUGGUGCUUCCGGCUUCUUCUUCUUCUUCCUAAUAAUCUUCGCUUCAUUCUGGGCCGGCAGUGGGUUUGUCACCUUCCUCUCCGGCGUUGUCUCUCAUGUCAUGCUUGGCUACACCGUCGUCGUUGCCAUUCUUGCUUACUUCCUUCUCUUCAGUGGCUUCUUCAUCAACAGAGAUAGGAUUCCAGAUUACUGGAUUUGGUUCCAUUAUUUAUCUUUGGUUAAGUAUCCAUAUGAAGCAGUGCUGAUGAAUGAGUUUGAUGAUUCAACCAAGUGUUUUGUGAGAGGAACUCAAAUGUUUGAAAACACUCCACUUGGGUUGUUGCCAGAGGUGAUCAAACUCAAUGUUUUGAAGUCCAUGAGUGGUUCUCUUGGAGUUAAUCUCACUGCUCAGACUUGUGUUACAACUGGUACAGAUAUACUCAAACAACAAGCAGUGACUCAGUUGAGCAAAUGGAAUUGUUUGUGGGUUACUCUGGCUUGGGGUUUCUUCUUCAGAGUUCUCUUUUACUUUUCACUUUUGCUUGGGAGUAAGAACAAGAGGAGAUGAAACAAAACAGUUUGCUUGGCCAUGUUUUUAAUAAUUCAUCAUCAUGAUCAUGAGUGUAAGCAAGAAGAAGAAGAACAUGCAUGGGGUUUUAUUUUACAAUGUUAAUUAAUUUGCUUCUUCAUCUUUUUUUUUUUUUUCUUUUUUCUUUUUUCUUUUGUUUGUUUUUGUUGUUAUAGAUUGAAUUGUUGAUCAUAUAAUGAGAAUAUUGAAGAAAGUUU
Dioscorea cayenensis subsp. rotundata (Guinea yam) is the source of this 2579-nucleotide messenger RNA. Its product is annotated as ABC transporter G family member 6-like. Bases 109 to 2361 code for a protein of 750 amino acids. The record is from RefSeq and is a predicted model, not a curated record. Gene Ontology annotation, cellular component: membrane. NCBI's taxonomy places the organism in Eukaryota, Viridiplantae, Streptophyta, Magnoliopsida, Dioscoreales, Dioscoreaceae. The transcript has a single exon. Gene Ontology annotation, molecular function: ATP binding; ABC-type transporter activity; ATP hydrolysis activity.